Messenger RNA from Fopius arisanus, 1146 nucleotides. RefSeq lists its product as uncharacterized. The transcript is spliced from 7 exons. Lineage: Eukaryota; Metazoa; Arthropoda; Insecta; Hymenoptera; Braconidae. The record is from RefSeq and is a predicted model, not a curated record. Bases 27 to 1106 code for a protein of 359 amino acids.
UUCCACAGAAGCCGAAAGGAACGCAGAUGUGGAUUAUCAGCUUCAGAAAGGACAACCAGGCUUUCGCCGCAGUUUACGCCUACACUCGAGGUGCAAGAGCACCACUAUAUGAAGCAAUCCUACAGCGUGUUCUACAAUUAGCUCCGGAUUUGAAGAACGUUGAGCUGAUUGUCUCAGAUUUUGAAAGAGCACCACGCAAAGCAUGUAAAGCAUUGUUCCCGAGAGCUAAAUUACAAGGUUGCCUAUUUCACCUAGUGCAAGCGAUAUCUGCAUACUGGGCAGAUAUCUUGAAACUUGUAAAGCUUCAAGCUCCCCGUGAAGCAAAAUUUCUCAGUCGAUCUCUCGGAUUACUUCCGCCUGAACUUUUGACGGUUGGGAUAGAUGUUCUUGAAGAAGUAACGCAGUCGCAUACAACAAACUUUCCAGAGCUUCUGCGUUUUAUCGCAUAUCUAAGGAGACAAUGGUUGUGGGAUACUGAGUGGACCUCUGUGUACGGGAGUGCUAUUAUAGGACAAAUAAUGAUUCUGAAGCAUAUAACCGCCAUUAUACGCCUCGAGUCGGUGGCCCUCGUGUCACCGUUUUUAUACCCAUUCAUACGUAACUUACAAGAAGUCAUCGAAAAUGAAUCAAUCAAGUUGCAGAGAUUGAACAAUAAUCUACCCAUUUCCAAAAUAAAGAAGGAGAAGGAAUUGUACAAUCGAGACAUGUGUAUCAUGAAAGUGCAGGAGAAACUCCUUGCUCAGGUGAAAACUGGAUCGGUUGUCCUCAGUAACAUCACAAAGAAGGCUGUUUAUGAUUUUUUAAGAGAAUGUCUACCUCCAAAAAUUCAAGCAAAAAUCGAUGAAGAGCACGGGAAAUGCUUCCCACGCAAGCGUUCUGAACUACAGAAUUCAGAUUUCCUGGAGCUGGCCGAUGAAAAUGAGGAGUAUGGAGUCAAGAAAAAACGUAAAGCGAGAAGACAACAUUCUGCAAUAUCUAGCUCUGAGCAAAAACGCCAGGAAAAGAAAAUACUCUCGAUGCCACAGGACGCGAAUGGGACUGUUGAAAGUGAGAUCAAUCAUGAUUGGGAUGUCUUCGAAUAUCUGUUGCUGGAGGGUCAUGGGUAAAAUUGCCCUUACUUAUAACAUUUUCAACAUCGAUAACCGC